AAUCUUCUUUCUCUCUAAUGGGUAUAAAUUUUCCAAUUUUGAUUUGAAGAAUAACCAGUGAAAAAAUGGCAGCCACCAGAUUAACACAGCUGGGUGUCUCUAACCAUUCUUCUUCUUCUUCUUGUUCAUGCUUUAACAAAUCUAAGCUUGUCCCAUUUGCCACAAGAACGAUUAGAGGCGAUAGUAGAUUAAACGGAGUUGUUGGGUUUUCCGGCGCCGGCGGAGAGAUUAAGGAGAAACAGAGGCCGCCGCCGGCGGCGGCGGCGGCGACUGAACGGAGUAUUGUAGUUGUCUCAGAUGAAGUGAAGUGGGGAUUAUCCAAUUUGAUUGAUUUGUUGGCGAAUGUGACGAAUAAAGGAAUCUUGGUAUUGAAGAAGAUGAAGAUGGUUGUUGUAAAGAGAAGAAGAAAACCAAUCAAGAAGAAGUUCCAUGUCCAGAUGUUUCUAGAAAGGGGGAUUCUGGACUGUCGUUUCUUUACCAUGUUUGCUGUUGCUGGAUCUAUGCUUGCUUCUUUCUUAUGUUUUCUGGAGGGGUGUUUCUUGAUGAUUGAAUCGUAUGUACAUAACUUCAACUCAUUAUCUCAUACAAUUGAUCAUCAAAUUCAAGGACAUGUCGUGCAUUUGCUAAUUGAAGCACUAGACAUGUUUCUGAUGGGAACGGGAAUGUUGGUUUUGGCUAUGGGACUUCAUGGGAUGUUUGUAGGAUCAAGUGGGUCGUCUUCUUCUUCGCCGAGUUGGGCGGGUAUGAAGACGGUUGAAGAAGCUAAGGCAAGGAUUGGACAUGCUUUGAUGUUGAUGCUUCAAGUGGGAUUGAUCGAUAAGUUCAACAACAUACCGUUGAUAACUGGAAUGGAUUUGGCUUUCUUUGCUGCUGCUGUUUUUCUCUCUUCGGCUUCUGUUUAUCUUCUAUCCUCCCUUACCAUUUUCAGAAAACAAACCCUAAAUCCUAAGCUCUAAAGUCUAAACCAUCACCAAAACCCUUCUUGUUCUUAUGGAGACUCGUAGCUCUCAAUUUUCAAAAAACAAACCCUUCUUAUUAUUCUUUCCACACUAAUUCAAGGAUUUUUAUUUAUUUAUUUUCAUGAUAGAAGAAAGAAAAUUUAAUAUUUUUUACUUAUUUUUGUAUAUUGGGUCUUGUUACAUGAAAUA
Molecule: messenger RNA, 1148 nt
Organism: Impatiens glandulifera
Lineage: Eukaryota; Viridiplantae; Streptophyta; Magnoliopsida; Ericales; Balsaminaceae
Exons: 4
Coding region: 66-956 (296 amino acids)
Source: RefSeq, a predicted model, not a curated record